Molecule: messenger RNA, 5800 nt
Organism: Drosophila subobscura
Lineage: Eukaryota; Metazoa; Arthropoda; Insecta; Diptera; Drosophilidae
Gene: Mur89F
Product: sericin 1
Exons: 6
Coding region: 308-5779 (1823 amino acids)
Cellular component (GO): extracellular region
Molecular function (GO): chitin binding
Source: RefSeq, a predicted model, not a curated record
GUGCGCAGUCUGCAGCAGCGCUCGGUAAGAACUAUCCUGACGGCAGGAUAAACCCCAAAAUAAGUGAAGUGUUCCGUUUAGGUCAUAUCAGCAAAAACAACGCGAGUGACAAACAAUUCGAAAAUACGCCCAAUCAAAAAACAAUUAACAAUUAAAAAAGUGCCAGACUUGCCACUUUCCACUUGGCACUGCCGCUUUUGUGGGCGUCGGGAAACUGUUUCGGAGUCGAAUCUGAUUGGAGACGAAGGAGCACUGAAGGAGCAGAGCAGAAAGCUGUUGUGACAUUUUUUUGGCAAAGCAAAACGCAAUGGCGCCAAAGAUGCCGCCAUUUUCGCAGCUCGACAAAAUGGCGACAAGGACAUCCAGUUGGGUCUGCCGCCUGCUGCUCGUCAGCCUCUGCAUUGGCGCCGCUGCCGCACGAGACAUUCCAUCUUCAUCAAUCCGUGCGAACUCGCUGGCCCAAAACGUGGACGUGGCCUUCUACUGUCCGGGCGAGGGACUGUUUGCCGACGACUAUGACUGUCGCAUCUACUACCGCUGUGAGCAGCGUUCGGAGCAGUAUAUCCGGCCGUAUAUGUUGGCCUGUAAGGAGAACACGGUCUUCUCGCGCACCCUUCGCAUGUGCCUGCCCCCAUCGAUGGCCGGGAGGGACGAGUGCGUGGACCAAAUGAAUGAAAUUGACGGGAGCAUGGGGGGUCUGGGUGAUGGCUCUGAUGGGUAUGAUGGACUCGUCACUGAUGGCCAGCAUGAUGACCAUAAUGCGCUGCUUAACGACGCCGUCACACCCGCCGCCAAUGAGCUGCGCACCUAUGCGACGGCAAAUCAGUUGCCCACAAAUUAUGGCCUGACAGGACUCAAUGGUGUAUCGGUCAUAUCCUUCUCGAGUUCCAGCUCAUCAUCUUUACGCGCCGCGCUAUCGGGGGAGGAGGAUGACGAUGAGGUGGUGUGCCGGGAUGAUGGAUUUAUGAGUGAUCCCAGUGACUGCACCGUGUUUUAUCGCUGCAUCUCGAAUGGCAGGGGCUAUAAUAAAAUCGGUUUUCGGUGCUCGGACGGCACAGCCUGGGACGAGUCGCUGCAGUCGUGCAACCACAUGUUUGAUGUACGUGCUAAUGGCGGGUGCCGCAAUCAGGCCCAGACUGAGCCCCAGAACGAUGGCUAUUAUGCAGGCCAAACAUCAACACAGUCAUCACAGUCCAGCAGCCACCAGAACUCCACGUCGUCCAGCACUCAGCAGUCCAGCUCAUCGACAUCCUCGAGCUCCUCCUCCUCACAAAAUUCAUCCACAUCAAGCUCUAGCACAAGCUCCAACCAGGAGUCAUCCACGUCGAGCAGCAAUCAACAACAAUCCUCGAAUCAAAGCUCAGGAAACAACCAAUCCAACGAAAGCUCUAGCAACAACCAGAACCAAAGCGCAGGCGGCAGUCAAAGUAGCCAAAGCUCAGGAAAUAACAGCUCUCAAAGCUCAAACAAUAAUCAAAGUUCUGGGAACAAUCAAAGCUCAAACAAUAAUCAAAGUUCUGGUUCUCAAUCCUCCAACAAUAAUCAAAGCUCUGGCAGCAAUCAAGGCUCCUCCAGUGGCUCCAACAGCACAUCCAACAAACCUGAUCCAACUGAAUGUGAGGACGAAAUGACCUACAUACCGGACAAAAAGGAUUGUGCAAAGUUCUACAGAUGUCGUCUAGAUGUCGACAACAAACUGGAGCUGGUGCCAUUCACCUGUGGACCCGGAACUGUGUGGAACCAAAAGGAGAAAGUCUGCGAUCUGCCUACCGAAGACCAAAAGAAGGAAUGUAAUAUACAAUCGGGAUCUAGCAGUGGCCAACAAUCAAGUGGCAACAAUCAAGGUUCCUCAUCAAGCGGCAGUCAAUCGGCGGGCAAUUCCAGCUCCUCCUCCAACUCCAACUCUAGCAACAAUAAUCAAUCUGGCAGCAGUCAGGAGAGCACCACUACUUCGGGCAGCCAUCAGCAAUCAUCCAGCAAUCAAGGCUCAUCUAGCAACCAGUCAUCGAGUCAAGGUAGCAAUCAAGGCUCAUCAAGCAAUCAAUCUGCCAAUCAAGGCUCAUCCAGCAACCAAGGCUCAUCCAGUAAUCAAGGUUCAUCCAGUAACCAAGGCUCCUCGAGCAAUCAAGGUUCCUCGAGCAACCAAGGCUCAUCCAGCAACCAAGGUUCAUCUAGCAAUCAAGGCUCAUCCAGUAACCAAGGCUCAUCGAGCAAUCAAGGUUCAUCUAGCAACCAAGGAUCUUCGAGCAAUCAAGGUUCAUCCAGUAACCAAGGUUCAUCCAAUAACCAAGGUUCAUCCAGUAACCAAGGCUCAUCCGGCAAUCAGGAAUCAUCAACCUCGUCAACUUCUAACAAUCAGCAGAGCUCGACAUCGUCUACAAACCAAGGAUCGUCAUCAUCAAACCAAGGAUCGUCAUCAUCGUCCAACCAGAGCUCUUCUUCAUCCACAGAAUCCAGCACUCAAGGAUCAUCCUCUAACCAGAGCUCUUCCGAGUCAUCCACGUCUAACCAAGGCUCUUCCUCAUCCAAUCAAGGAAAUUCAUCUACAACAACUCAGAAACCUUUCAAGCCCGCAGAAAAGUGCGAAAGUGAGGAAACAUUCCUUGCGGAUAAAGAAAAUUGCGCGAAAUUCUAUCGUUGCGUGGACAAUGGCAAGGGAGGGUUCACGAUGGUUUCAUUCACCUGUCCACCCAACACACUCUGGGACCCCGAGGCCAACAGCUGCAACCAUCCCGAUCAAAUUCAAAGCCAGCCGUUGAAAUGCAAAAAGGUCACAUCCUCCUCAUCAUCCAACAGUACAAGUUCUUCCUCCUCUUCAACAACUGGAGGUGGUUCCUCGUCCAACCAGGGAUCAUCCUCAAACAGUGGUUCCUCAUCCAACCAGGGAUCAUCCUCAAACAGUGGUUCCUCAUCCAACCAGGGAUCAUCCUCUAACACUGGUUCCUCAUCCAACCAGGGAUCAUCCUCCAACACUGGUUCCUCAUCCAACCAGGGAUCAUCCUCUACCAGCGGUUCAUCAUCAAGCGGCGGCUCCUCUGGCAACGAAUCAUCAACCUCAUCCUCGUCAACCUCUUCAUCGUCAACCUCUUCAUCCACUGGCAAUAACAACAACACUCAGGGCUCAUCUUCAUCGUCCUCAAGCAAUUCCUCAUCUAGUGCGACUACCAGUCCUACUCCAGCAAAUCCGUCAGAGCCAUGCAAACAAAAUGGACAGUUUAUUGGGGAUAAGACAAACUGUGCAAAGUUCUAUCGGUGUGUGGAUAACGACAGAGGUGGCUUCACCAUGAUUCCCUUCACUUGCGGUCCCGGCACAGUGUGGGAUGCUGACAUACAGAGCUGUAACCAUGCUUGGGCAGUGAAGGGCUGCGGUGGCGCCGAUACGUCUUCGUCGACACAAAAGCCAGGCACAGGUCCGAACACAAGCUCAACUUCUACAGCCCGACCUUCGACAUCUCGACCAACAUCAAACCAAACUGGUACAACAUCGAGUCCCACUACAUCACGACCUACCACAUCGAGACCUUCUACCACAUCGCGACCUUCUACCACAUCACGACCUACCACAUCCCAACCAUCUUCAUCCUCAUCCACCGCUCGACCCACUCCAACAAGUUCCCCCAACACCGAUGGACAGUGCAGAGCCGAAGGAUUCAUGGCCGAUCCCAACAACUGUUCCAAGUUCUAUCGCUGUGUCAGCAAUGGCAAAGGUGGCUUCACCCAGAUACCCUUCCAGUGUGGAGCGGGAACUGUGUGGGAUCAGGAUCUUCAAACAUGCAACCACAACUUCAACAAUUGCAACACCACCACCGCCACAGAAGUUCAAGAGAAGCCACCAUGUGAGACGACGACAAACAACGGAACGACGACUGUAACAUCGACACCAUCGACGACCACAAUGAGCACAACAACUCCCUCCACAACCAUGACAACAACAGCUCUGCCCACCACAACGGAACAGACAACAACGAGUAUGUCCCCACCCAGCACUACCACAGAAGUGCCCAGCACAACCAUGACAUCCACAACCGGAUCGGGAUCAACUGGCAGCACAGAAAACAGCGAUCCUGUAACCACCACGGUGACGCCGUCAACAACCACAAUGAAGCCACUGCCAGCUGGCACGGAAUGUGAGGGCGAGGGUUAUAUGGCUGAUCCCGAGGAUUGCCGCAAGUACUACCGAUGCAUUAGCGCUGGAAACUCCUACAGAAGGUACAAUUUCACAUGCCCCAAGGGGACGGGAUGGAACGAAGAUGUCCAGACCUGUGACUACAUGGAGAAUAUUCCGAGGUGCGCGAAUCUGCCAUCGACCACAACGGAGCCACCAACCACCACGACCACGAUCUAUACAUCCACAACACAAUCCGAGACGGAGAGUACGGUGACUGAGAGCGGUAAGGAACCAGAGACCACACCAUCAAAGCCAGCAAAUCCCACAACCACUGAAGAGCCCACCACAAAACCGACACCAGAAACAACAACAGUUGCUGAUAAACCCACCUCAAAGCCAACACCUGAACCAGAAACAACAACAAUAAUAGCCGAAAAACCCACCACAAAGCCAACACCUCAACCAGAAACAACAACAGUAGUAGCCGAAAAACCCACCACAAAGCCGACACCAGAACCAAGCACAGAAACAACAAAUGUUCCGACUACAACAACAAGUCCAGGGUAUACACCCACCACAUCCCCGAGCAUCGAUACGACGACCACGCCCCAAGAAACUACCACAACGGAGUCCCCACCAUCAACUACCAAUAUGCCAGAGCCAGCAUCGAACUACAACUGCACCGCCGAGGGCUUCUUCGCCGAUCCCGAAGACUGCAGCCACUACUACCGCUGCGUGGAUGGCAGCAAGAACGGCAACUAUCAGGUGUACAGCUUCAAGUGCCCCAAGGGCACGGUGUGGGAUACGUCCGCAGAGACGUGCAAUUACGCGGAUCAGGUAUCGGGAAAUUGCUCGAGCUCUACAGGAACCACAGGAUCUCCCACAACAACUGGCAGACCAACUGAAACAACAGAGAACCCGGGAGAGACAACUGAAACGAGCACUGCACGACCCACCGAGCCAACGACACAAACUCCGAGGCCAGAAACCACAACGUCGACUAUCCCGGAAAUCACAACGUCCAGCACCCCUGUGGACACAACAACAACUGAUGGUCCAAUAGAUACAACAACAGCGUCAUCUGCGCCACCAACUAGCUCGAAUGGCACUGAGCCAUGCCCAUCCACAGGGCCGGGGCAGGACGUGUACGUUUGCCCCACCGGCUUCCGACGCCAUCCGCAGAACUGCGGCAUGUUCUAUCAGUGCAGCGAGAACGCGGACAGCAACGACCUGAACAUUGUGGUGUUCCAAUGCCCCAAUGGCACAGUUUAUCAGGACAAGUCAUGCAGCUGCGGCAAACCAGAGGCGGGAGACACGUGCAGCAAGGGUCAGAAGAGAAUUCACCCUAACCUAUUUGAAGACCAAACGCGUCGCCAAAAUAUGGUGCAAAUAAGCUCCACAUCUCCACUAUGUCCCGACGUGGGACACUUUGCCCUGAACGAGGAUGAGUGCAGCCAGCUGUUCGUCAAGUGCGGCUACUCUGAGCAGACGGGCCGCAUCGAAGGCCAAAUUUACCGCUGCCCGCAGGGCUUUGCCUACUGGAAUGUGAGUCGCCGCUGCGAGCCAGCCAGGAAGCUGAUGAAUUGCACACCCACCACGUACAAUGUGGCCGGCAACGUGCCGCUGGAGUGGCUCAACAUUGGCAAUCGUCGCCGCAGUCUCCGUAUUUAAGUAGCACUAGUUUAGUUUUUC